Messenger RNA from Ruditapes philippinarum (Manila clam), 1715 nucleotides. Its product is annotated as multiple epidermal growth factor-like domains protein 10. The record is from RefSeq and is a predicted model, not a curated record. The transcript has 5 exons. Gene Ontology annotation, molecular function: scavenger receptor activity. The coding region runs from base 196 to 1479 and encodes 427 amino acids. NCBI's taxonomy places the organism in Eukaryota, Metazoa, Mollusca, Bivalvia, Venerida, Veneridae.
AUAAGAUAUCAGAUUUUGAUACUGUCAUAAGAUAUUAUCUCGAAAACGAAACUCAUUCAAAUAUGAGUAAUUAUCAUGUAAACAUGGCCAAACCUUAUGGAUUCUACUAAGUGUUAAAUAUAGUAAUUAGUUAUCCUAGUUUUAGUUAAAUCUGUUGAUAUGACUUUGAUCUUAGUCUUGUAAAACACUAUCACGAUGAUACGGCUGUUAUGCUUGUUUUUAUUGCUUUUAAUGUCAUUCGGAUAUGUUAUGUGCAUUUGCAACAGCAAAUGUAAAGAAUGCAUUGGGGGCAUAAUUUGCCAUGAAUGUACAGACGGAUAUCAUGGAAGUCAAUGUUCUCAAAAAUGUAGUCCAAACUGUUACCGCAAUAUUUGCAAUAAAGGUACCGGCCGAUGUGUAACCGGAUGCCGUGAUGGAUAUUGGGGGUAUGACUGUAAAAUGAUGUGUAGUAAAACAUGUUCAGGGAAUAUAUGCGAUCAAUAUACCGGGUACUGUACAAAAAACUGCAUUAUUGGAUACACCGGAAGAAAGUGUGACACUUGCGAUGUAGGGUUCUUUGGCAAUCCUUGUCAGGCAUGCCCAGGCAAUUGUUACAAUUGUUCAAAAACAAAAUGCGGCCCUUGCAAGAGUGGCUUUUGGGGAGAAACUUGCCAACACCGGUGUCCUGAAAAUUGCUUGGACUCUGAUUGCAAACAACAUUCAGGACACUGUUCAAAUGAUUGUAAGUUAGGUCUAUGGGGAGAUACUUGCAAUCAUACAUGUCCUUCUAACUGCAAGCAUAGUAAAUGUGACCGCGAAUCAGGGUUAUGUACAAACGGAUGUAAGAACAAUUUCUAUGGUGACCAGUGUGGCAUGAUUUGUGAGACUACAUGUUUACCAGAUGAAGACGGUUUGAAGUGUAAUGACUCCGAUGGAAGUUGUAUACAAGAAUGUCAAUAUGGUUACUAUGGUGACAAAUGUCAAAAUCGUUGUAAAGAUUGUAUAAACGAGACAUGCUUUAAAAAUAACGGAUCUUGUAUCCUUGGGCAUUCAACAAACGACAACACAACUCAAGCGUUUGAUGAUAUAUCAGACAUGGGAGACUCAUCAGUUUCUUCAGAUGCCUCAAAUACAUUCGUUGCAGUAGGAGUUGGUGUUAGUUCUGCAGCCAUAGCGUUCAUUGUUGCUAGCAUCUUUGUUAUAUUAAAAAGGCACAAGAGAAUGUCAAGAACUCACAGGCGUGAUGCAGCAAAGGGGUCUGGACUUAAUAACCAGCUAUCACACUCAGAGUUUGAAAACAAAGAGGCAACGGGCGAUAAAGGUGCAGCGGGUGACGUAUAUGAACAGUUACAUGAAGAAAACAAUUACUCACAUACUUACGGAAGAUUAGAAGUCAAUUACGAACAGUUUGAUAACAGUGUUGCAGAUAUAUACACAAACAUUACACAAGAUACAAACUACGAAGCGCUUCAAAACAGGUUAAAAGAGCCUCAAACGUAAAAUUACAUAUAUACAAACAAUAUAUGAUUUUUAUACGAAUAAAACGUUUGUGAAAUAAUUGUUAUUUUCAAUAACAUAACAUUAAUGUGUAUUAAUUUGUAAAUAAACAGUGUAUACUUUAUUUAUACCAAACAAUAUUGAUAAAUCAUAAUUUUACUAUGUUCUUAUAGUAUGUAAUUUUAAAGAGACAUCAUACGAUAACAAUGUUAGAUAUAAUAAAGAUAAUUUUAAAGGCC